Priceomyces carsonii is the source of this 825-nucleotide messenger RNA. RefSeq names its product Cgr1p (gene CGR1). NCBI's taxonomy places the organism in Eukaryota, Fungi, Ascomycota, Pichiomycetes, Serinales, Debaryomycetaceae. The transcript has a single exon. The record is from RefSeq and is a predicted model, not a curated record. The coding region runs from base 1 to 825 and encodes 274 amino acids. Gene Ontology annotation, biological process: L-ascorbic acid biosynthetic process. Gene Ontology annotation, molecular function: calcium ion binding; gluconolactonase activity.
AUGAAGGAGCCCGGAGAGUCUAUUGGAAAUAUAGGACUAACGAGUGAUGACAAUGUUUUGUUAGUUUGCGCUAAGUAUGGUAUUGCAAAGGGAAGCUUCACUGAUGGAACCAUAGAAUAUAUAUUGAUGUAUAACCAUAAUGAAGUGCAAAAAAAUAGAUUGAGGUCUAAUGAUGGCUUAAUUGAUCCCUGGGGACACCUUUGGAUUGGUGUGAUGUCUGAUUUCCCAAUUGUUCAGUUAGAGGGUCAAGAAGCACAGGAAGGAAAGCUAUACAGAGUGAAUUGUCAUGAUUUAACAAUUGAUGUCAUGUUGGAAGACUGCUUUAUACCUAAUGGAUUGGCUUUUUCGGCAGAUAGGAAGAAGUUAUACUUUACUGAUUCCUUGACAAAUGCUGUGUGGGAAUAUGAUUAUGACUACAUUCCUAAUAAGUUGUCUAAUAAACGAGUUGUAUUAAAUUUUAAAGAUUACUUGAAUACUUCUGAUGCUGUGCCAGAUGGAUUAGCAAUAUCAAAGAAUGAGGAUAUAUUCUCAGCUGUUUAUAAUGGAUCUAUGGUGUUGAAGUAUACGACGACUGGAAGAAUCUUACAAAAAUUUAAUUUACCGGCAGAAAGAAUUACCUGCGUGACGAUCGGGGGCAAAGAUUACGAUGAGCUUUACAUCACAAGUGCAAAUGAAAAUCUGACCAAUUUUGAUAUUGAAAUUGACGCAAAUGAUAAGUCUGGAGAUCUUGGUGGUUUUCUUUAUAGAAUUGCAUUAGGAGAAUCUUUGAAUGGUCAUAUAAUGAAUACGUGGGGAGGUAAAUUGAAAAAAAAUAUUCCUGUAUAA